AUGACCGAACCGAUGGCAAGUGCCACAUCCAUCGCCGACAGGUUUCGGGCACAAGUUUCCCGCAGAAAUAUCAAUACGGAAGCUAUCAUUGAAGCCCCAUUAGUCCAUCUUGACGAUGAUGAGCUAGAGGAGGAUGUGCGACAAUUUGCCGAGAACUUACCCGGUGUUCCUUUCCAACGAAUUCUGAGAGCAGCCCAAGUGUCAAAGGAGAUCCGGGCAUAUACAGACGAGGGCUUGGAAGAUUCUCUACCCAUUAAGUUGGAACCAAAGGAACGAAUAGCGCUUAAGGCAGAGAGAGACAAAGCAUUCUCCCAAAGUGGUAUGACGGUGAUUGUCGUCACUGUGGCACUAGCAGCUCUGCUACAAGGCCAUGUUCAAGCUUCGAUCAAUGCCGGCAGUAUCUACGCGAGACUUCUUCAAGAAAAGGUCUCCAGCACAACAGAUCGGAGUGAUUUGGUGUGGCAGCUCGGUGGAAUGAACUCGGCGCCAUUCCUAGCCGCUGCUAUCUUGGGCGCUCCGAUGUCACUCCCGCUAAACUACUGGAUGGGGAGACAAGGUGCUAUCGCUGUUGCGGCCGCAUUAAUCUUUGCGAGCUCUUUGGCUUCUGGAUUUGUGCACACAUGGCAGGAGCUUCUCGGUGUUAGGAUUGUCAACGGCAUUGGUGAGUCGAAAAUUCCAUAUUCUGUGUUUCCUAAACAAUUCACGUCGCCACAAGGCCAUGAGAUCCGACUGAUACGUUCAAUUGACAAAUUUCAGGGGAUGGGUAUCAAAGCCGUCAGCACGCCGAUCUUGGCAUCUGAGACUGCGAUUGAUCAAUGGAGAGGCUCUUCGAUCUUAAUGUGGCAACUAUGGGUUGCUUUUGGUAUCAUGUUAGGAAACGCCAUCAACUUAAUUCUUGCUGGGGCUGUGGGGGCUCUGGAUUUUCCACUUGAACCAAAGGACAGUACUGCCUCUCUUGAUGUCAAAGGCGACUUGGCGCUUCGAUUAAUCUUAGCCGCUCCCAUGGUCCCGGCUGUUUUCACGCUCAUUGCACUAGCAUAUUGCAUGGAGAGCCCGCGAUUCUAUAUGCAGAAGAACACACCAAACUAUAGACCCAUGCGUGCCUAUGAAAUCCUGUCUAAAGUCCGGAACACGCAGCUUCAAGCUCUUCGAGAUAUUUAUCUUAUCCACAUGAACGUUGAAUACGAAGAGGCACAGAAUCUACCGGAGACGCCUCAUGAAUCAGGCGUGUCUACGGAGAACCAAAAACAGGGUCUAACAUUCGCGAAUCACAUGUCAUUCGCCUUAUCAGAUGCCUAUCGGCAAUACAGCCACCUCCUGACUACUCCACGACUGCGAAAUGCAGUCUGGAGCACGUGCAUAGUGGCUCUCGCACAGCAGCUUUGUGGAAUCAAUGUUUUCGCCUUCUACUCAAACAAUUUCUUCAUCAAAGGAGACCCGAGCCCUCGCAACGCCAUGCUUUACAGCUUAGGCUUUGGUGCCAUCAAUUUCCUAUUCGGCCUUCUCGCAAUUAGAUCUAUUGACGUCUUCGGGAGACGGCGGUGGCUACUCGUCACACUGCCAUUGAUGUGCAUUCUUUUAGCCGCAGCGGCCAUGUCGUUCUGUCGGAUUAGAAGUCCAAUUCGACCGCGGCAUAUAGCCGACUGCGCAGGGGCCAAUUAG
Colletotrichum lupini is the source of this 1662-nucleotide messenger RNA. RefSeq lists its product as uncharacterized. The transcript has 8 exons. Gene Ontology annotation, biological process: transmembrane transport. The record is from RefSeq and is a predicted model, not a curated record. NCBI's taxonomy places the organism in Eukaryota, Fungi, Ascomycota, Sordariomycetes, Glomerellales, Glomerellaceae. Bases 1 to 1662 code for a protein of 553 amino acids. Gene Ontology annotation, cellular component: membrane. Gene Ontology annotation, molecular function: myo-inositol:proton symporter activity.